Molecule: messenger RNA, 1554 nt
Organism: Aspergillus wentii DTO 134E9
Lineage: Eukaryota; Fungi; Ascomycota; Eurotiomycetes; Eurotiales; Aspergillaceae
Product: fungal specific transcription factor domain-containing protein
Exons: 2
Coding region: 1-1554 (517 amino acids)
Biological process (GO): DNA-templated transcription
Molecular function (GO): DNA binding; zinc ion binding
Source: RefSeq, a predicted model, not a curated record
AUGGGCCCAUGGAAUCAUCUACUGACAGUCUUUCUCAUAGCAAAUGGCCGACACAUGACCAAAGUGCCCUCGGUUUUGUCGACUCACCCACUGGAUAGUAUGAUCUCGACUGUUGAGGAAAUCCUGGGCCCAACAGAGAUACAACAACCACGGAACAGUUGGGACUGUACAUUUUUACGCCCAGUCGACCCCCUCCCUUUCGACACAUAUCAGUUCUUGGACCGUAAAGGGGCGUUCAGAAUCCCCAUUGCACCGGUUCGUGGAGAGAUCCUUGUGGCGUAUAUCAAAUGGGUUCACCCUCUAUGCCCCCUCUUCGACCUAGCAGAAUUCCUUGAUGAUGUCGUCAAAUCUCGGGAGGGCAGAUCCCCUAGUCCUCUACUAUAUCAAGCAGUCCUGUUUGCAGGGAGUGCCUUUGUCGAUUCUUGUAUAGUUCAGGAAGGCGGUUAUACCUCUCGUAGGGAGAUGAGAAAGUCUCUGUUCGAAAAGACCAAGUGGCUGUAUAUUCUUGACACAGAAUCCGAUGCAGUGCGUCAGAUCCAGGCUCUGCUGCUCAUGACUCACUGGCAUGAGGUCGAGGACGAUAGCCACAAAGACCCCGACUACUGGCUUUCCCUCGCACACGGCAAGGCACAAGCAGCUGGUCUUUAUCCGCCCUUUGAUCGCCAUCAACAUCUUUCUAUCAAAUUCCAGCGGCGCUUGUGGUCAUGUCUGUACCUUCGUGACAGGCUUAUUUCUCUAGGUGUCCGACGGCCUCCACGAAUUCAAGACAGUCCAGCUCCUAUCAUCGAGAUAGAAGACCUUAACAUCGAGGCAUAUUCAUCCGAUAUUCAAGAUGCCCUACCAUAUUCUACAGCACGAUUCCUAACGCCCGAGUUUCAAGCUCACUCCAAUCUCUUAUACAUAGAGAAGAUCAAAUUGGCCGCAUGCGUGGGCGAAAUCCUCGAUGGCCUUUUUCAACUCUCCCUAACCCACCACCCAAACGAUCAUUCCCCAUCCCUAACUCUCAUCCCAGCCCAACCAUCUCCAGCACCAGCAAUCCAAAAAUGCUCUUUCCUUCUACAAUCCUGGUUCGAAUCUCUUCCCGGAGCAGCUCGUUUCUACCCGCCCUUCCCCGACCUGCCUCACGACAGUGACUCUGCUUCAACCGUGCUCCUGAUCCACCAGGCCGAUAUCUAUUUACUCUAUCUAGCCGCCAUGGCUGCAUUCUAUCUCUGUCUUCGUUCGGCUGUACAUGCAGAAACCAGACUUCGUAAUAUAGCGUCGGAGAUUACAAAAACUAUAUCUGAAUUACGUUCUGCGAGAUUACAGCUCUAUCUCCCUGGAACUUCGAUUACGGUUUUGCUCUUUGCAACAGCUACGCAUUUGUUGGAUUUGGCGUCUGCAUCUGGUGCCGCUUAUUCGUCUUCGUUGCUACUUUUGAAGGAAUGUGCAGAGAGUGCAGAGGAGUUGGGAGAGAUCUAUCCCCGGGCUAGUCUAGUCGUUUCGUUCACUUCGGCUGGUCUUGAAAAAUAUUCCAGGAAUACUGCUAUGUCAGGUAGAUCUCAUCGUAUAUAG